GGCGUAUAAUUAGAGUCCGAGACUUGCAGUGGGACUAGUCAACUUGAUCAUCCUCAUCCUCUUUCUCUUAUUUCAGAUUCUGAUAUUCUUCUUCUCCAUCUAAGAUAUUCUACAGAAUCCUGUUUCCUUUUUUUCCUUCCGGUCAUAACAUCACAUCCAUUGAAUACCAUCCAGCCGUGUCUGAAAAGUCUCCGUUUCACCACUUUUGCCCGAUUCUCCUGUCUUACUAUCUGAUCUUAUAUUAUCUUAUAUUAUCUUAUAAUAUAUUAUAAUAUAUUCAUCUGAUGAAAUGCGUUUCCAUCUGCAAGGUACAGAUUAUAGAUGCAAGGUACCGUUUACUCUUCUGGUCCCUAUAUAAUGCUAUAUCCGGAGACGUAGAUAUCCACCCCCUGGGUUGGUUGGUGCUGCUAUUAUUAUCUUCCUUUGGAGCGUACGUCGACCGUCAUCUAAAGUGGAUGAGAUGUUUUUCUUCUCGACGAUUCAAGGAUAUACACUCACACAACCUCUCAUCUAUGAGGCAAAGAGAAAUUUGCCAGGAAUGUGGGCAACCCAAUGCUUAUCUUGACGUGGAAUGCUUCUUUUUUCUUUCUUUCCCCCUUUUUAUUUUUACGCGAAUCCGUAACCGGACUAAAAUCUUCCCGAAUUUUCGCAUACUAAAACAAGAAAUACCCCCGUCGGGUCUUCCCACUAUACACAACACACGAUUCACCGCUAGGUUGAAAUCCAUUGGCUGAAUCAUUCACACACAGUUGGGGGGAGAGAAAACAAGGUAGUAGGGGAAAUGUAUAAUAAGGAGGUGAGAAAAAAGAAAAAAAAAAAAAAAAAAAAACAAAAAAAAAUAAG
Molecule: messenger RNA, 843 nt
Organism: Aspergillus ochraceoroseus IBT 24754
Lineage: Eukaryota; Fungi; Ascomycota; Eurotiomycetes; Eurotiales; Aspergillaceae
Exons: 1
Coding region: 285-734 (149 amino acids)
Source: RefSeq, a predicted model, not a curated record